Molecule: messenger RNA, 1520 nt
Organism: Zingiber officinale
Lineage: Eukaryota; Viridiplantae; Streptophyta; Magnoliopsida; Zingiberales; Zingiberaceae
Exons: 2
Coding region: 420-1139 (239 amino acids)
Source: RefSeq, a predicted model, not a curated record
UCACACGUUUCCUUGCUUUUCGCUAUUUAAUUUUGUCCGCUUCCAAUUCCGUCGCGACUUUCUCCUUCCCUCCUCGCUCUCCCGCGAAGCGCCUGACCCGAUCUCGCUGCGUCUCCGCCGGCGAUCUCUAGCCGCCUUGCGCCCAUCGCCGACUCUUCCCUGCUUCGAUCGGUGUGGUGUGCUUGCUCUUUUCUUUUUUAUCUUGUACUGUUUCGAGGAGUUCUCGGGAGGCGUUGAGGAUAUCGAAGGGCGGUUCUUUCUCCUGGCGUUCUGGACGUGAAGGACUUUGUUGUUAGUACGAGAUUGUAUGGCUGACGACCGGUGUUGAAGCGAUCUCCGUUGUUGCCUUGGUGUUAAAAACUGCCUUAGGGCUGGCCCCGAAGUAGGAAGCAAGAAGCGCAUUUCUCUCUGUUCGCGUUAUGCUAAUGGAUUCUGAAGCUCUCAAAGCUCGCUCCUUUGAGAAAAUUGGAGCUUCUGAAUCAGAUGAAAUGGAGAUUAUCGAGAUGGGGUCUUUAAUUAAGGUGGGGGAAGUGGCCAACACUGGGCGGGAAGUUUGCGAUGAUUACUGCACCCAAGGUUGUGAUGGUGCAGUCGUUGAAUUCGUUGAUGGAAUGGAAGUUUGCCCUGCAACCCCUUCUUCUGAGAGGGACAGUAUGGAUCUUUCAUGUUCUGAUCAAUCUGAGGAACGUGAGGCCAUUUCCCGUGCCCGAACCCCGUUAAAAAGCAUAUUUGAUCCAUUUGCUCCUGCGCCGGAAGAACUAGUCGUUGCUCCCGUGAAGAGAACUCUGAAGAGUAUGCAAAUUCCUCAUUUGAGGAAGCUGAAGCUUUAUGAUUGCGGCGAUUACACUCAAAUAGAAUGCCAUGCUCCUGAAGAAGACCAGCUUUCGGAGUUGCUUUGUCAAUCAUUCUUUGAACUAAUUGUUUCAAGACAGUUGCAGGAGAUAUCUGCACGCAAGUUGUUGGAUCAAGAUCAUCAACAGGAACAUUCCAAAUAUGCUAAUACACCACUGUCAUUAUGUUUACUCACAGGAAUUGCGGAAACAUGCCCGCCUGCCCCGAAGAGAGAACCAGCAGAAUCAACAAAAUUAGAUCCUGGAGUAUGCAGACAGCUCGACUUCCUUGAUAACAUGGCUGGAUAACAGAGCUUUGUAUAAUAUCACAAACUUAUUUAAUAGUUAGUGUUCAUAAUCCUAGCUACAUAGAUAAGCUGUGCUCUAUCCUGUUCAGGCUGAUGCAGGGUUUAAUAGCGUCUAGAACAUUUUGAGUUGUGGAUUGCUCAUGCUUGCUCAAUCAACCUGUUUUGUCUAGCCCUGUUGGUUAUAUCAUUGAUAUUGAUAUUAGGAAAGUUAUUAGAUAGCUACAUGAUUUUAGUCAGUCAGGAAGGGCAUGUAUUCUUAUUGCUAAAUUAGCUAAAGGUGGUAUCAUUAUGUUUUCUUCCGAGUUUCUUUUGGUUGUGAAUCAGUCAGGAAGGGCAUGUAUUCUUAUUGCUAAAUUAGCUAAAGGUGGUAUCAUUAUGUUUU